This is a messenger RNA of Fusarium sp. VM40, 222 nucleotides long. The record is from the annotation of a GenBank genome assembly. Lineage: Eukaryota; Fungi; Ascomycota; Sordariomycetes; Hypocreales; Nectriaceae.
AUGCCCGAACCAGACAAACACGCCGCCGCGCAACAAGCAGUAGAUAUCCUGCAUGAGAUAUCUACGAUUCUCAACUGCCAUCUUGAUCGCCGCACCUUGUCCAUCUGCAUCUCUAUGAUCGAGCGCGGAGUAAACCCAGAGGCGUUAGCGCAAGUUAUCAAGGAACUCAGACAAGAGGCCCAGCGGGUGGAACAACCUGCUGUAGCAGCAAGAAGGCGCUGA